CAUCGGUCACCACGGUAUGAGCUCUAGUUUAGGCUCCUAAAAAUUGGAAAAGGGAUAACUGAGUUUAUUCCAUUGAGAAAAUUCAAAAUACCUAAAUAUUUACUGGCGUUUCUUGUGUCAAAUAAAAUUCGUAAAAUUCGUUGCAAAAUGGCGCGUGCAGCUCUUUGCAUGGCCGUCGCUUGCAUCUUGAUGCAAUGCGUCUACUCUGCAAAGUUCGAUGAACAGAAUCGUCGUCUUAUUCUCGAUAUUGACGACCAAAAGACAACGAACCGUCAAUACUAUUCGUCAAACAUUGACACAAAUGCCUAUCGAUAUGGCUACGAUGUCGGCAAGACCGGCAACUUCCAUCACGAGACCCGUGGUCCCGAUGGGGUUACCUACGGCUGCUACGGCCUGAUCGAUCCCUAUCACCUGCUCCGGGCAACACACUAUGUGGCCGAUGCCCAUGGUUACCGCACUGUGGAGCCGGAGAAGCCGGUGGAGACCUUCCCACCUCAUCUGUUCAACGAGACCGACGGCAAACCCUCGCUGCCGGGCAUCCUGCUGCAGUGGGAGGAACUGUACUUCCCAAUUGGAUGUGGAAAGUUUGCGAAUGGCGCCCAACACGGGGUCCCAUUCUUCCUCGAAGACUUCAAAAACAAGGCCGGUAGCAACGAUGCGAUACCAUCGUUCUCGGCCAACACAAUUGUGAUCAAGGGCUCCGACCAGAAGAGUCUGCCCAUCCACAAGCCCACCGGUCCGCUGGUGCCCCAGGGUACGGGGAUCUUUGGCACGGACAAGGGUCAUUCGGAUCUCAGCCAUCCCGGCGAUCAGGCGCCGUCCUUCCAUUCGGUGAACACCCUGCUACCGGGCAGCAAUAAUGAUGGCCAGUACGUGCCUGAUAGUAAUCCCUAUGUGCAUGUGAUUGGACCCAAUGGAGGAAAUGGAGGCAAUGGAGGCAGCGGCUCUGGCGGCGGUUUCGGUGGAAAUGGAGGAUUUGGAGGCGCUGGCGGUUUCGGACCCAACGGGCCAGGCGGUCCCAACGGGCCAGGUGGUCCCAAUGGACCCAAUGGACCCAAGGGACCAAAUGGACCGAACGGACCUCCGGGACCACCCGGCGGUUUGGGUCCGGUCGGCGCGGGAGGAGGAGCCUCAGGAAAACCGGUCUAUCAGGAUGGCGAUCGCACUGGCACAGGCAGCGGUUCCGGAAUUGGUUCCGGUGAUCGUUACACAACCGGUGAUCGUUAUACAACCGGAAACGGUGGCGGUGUCGGUUCCGGCGAUCGUUACUCAACCGGAAACGGUGGCGGCGUCGGUUCCGGCGAUCGCUACUCAACCGGAAACGGUGGCGGUGUCGGUUCCGGCGAUCGUUACUCAACCGGAAACGGUGGCGGUGUCGGUUCCGGUGAUCGUUACACCACCGGAAACGGUGGCGGUGUCGGUUCCGGUGAUCGUUACACCACCGGAAACGGUGGUGGUGUCGGUUCCGGUGAUCGUUACACCACCGGAAAUGGUGGUCGCUAUACCACCGGAAACGGUGGCGGCGUCGGUGGCGAUCGCACCGGAACCGGAAGCGGUUUCGGAAUCAGUGCCGGUCAGUAUCGUCCGGAUAACGAGGGAACCUACACAAGCACCUACACGCAGACAGAGACCGGUUUUCCUGGGGCCAUUCCAUAUCAUCCAGAUAACGGUAAAUAUAACGACAACAGCGGACGCUAUAACGGUAUUAACGAUGGUCGGUAUUAUCACGAUGAUUCGGGCAAAUAUGUUCACGUUGAAGGCCCCACUGGACCACCGGCACCCCCAUAUGUCCAUAUUGUUGGACCCGAAGGCGGAUACGGCGGCAAUGGCGGCAACGGCGGCAAAGGAGACGGCGGCGGCGUAGGCCCCGGCGGCCCAGGCGGACCUAAGGGACCUGGCGGCCCCAAGGGACCCAAUGGACCUAACGGACCUCCCGGUCCUCCCGGCCCACCCGGACCACCUGGACCUCCCGGACCCAAGGGACCUACUAAGCCCGGACCUUUCGGACCUCCGGGACCACCCGGCCCACCUGGACCAACCCGUCCUGGACCUUAUGGACCUCCCGGCCCACCCGGCCCCACUCGUCCCGGACCCCCCGGCCCACCCGGUCCCACUCGUCCCGGACCUCCCGGACCACCCGGCCCCACUCGUCCCGGCCCACCAGGACCUUCUCCCAACGAUCCCCGUUACUCGGACAAGGAAACGCCCGGCUACCUGCCACCUCAGCAACCGGGUAAAAUCUCCAAACCACCUCCAUCCUACUCACAAGUCAUUGAAAUUGAACCACCAAAAUCAGUUUUUAAGCCGAAUUACGAACAAAACAAUGAUUAUGUUAUUAAGAAAGUAACCGUAACGACAAAGCCACCACUAACCUAUAUUCCACCUUCUUUCCCAAUCACUCCGAAACCCUAUGCUCCCGUUCCCGCUCCUGUUCCUCAACCUCAACCACAACCGCCAUCCCAAAAAAUAACGACGACGAUCGUACAGCCAAAGCCAAAGGUCCCGGCUAUCAUUAUUGAGAAGGAUAAGCCACAUAAGAGCGUUACGACACCGCCAGUGACAACGGGUAAUAUUGAAAACCACACUUACCUACCACCACCACCACCGACUCCGAAAUACGUGACCCCGACUCCGACUCCAAAACAGACUCCCAUUCCGAUUCGUUAUGAACCCUCGACACCAAGACCUUUCGAAAAGGUGGUGAUUACCUCACCGCCACAAAUCCAAUACCAUACGCCACAGGUCCCCGCCGUGGUUAUUCCCAAACAACCCGUGACUGUUCCGUACAAACCCGUGACACGACCUCCACCCGCUUACGUUGAACCCAAAGUAACGCCACGUCCCUCUCCCCCAUUGCAUGUGCCAUCGAUAUCGAUCAGCGAUCAGUCCUGUGUUUGUAACGCCGAUAAGACGCACUCAUCGAAAAGCACCCUUACCUCAACCACAAGCACCACCACCACCACGAACUCCUAUCCCAAUCCCGCCUCCGUUGACUUUAACAAACAAUUUUCCGGCUUCAAUGGACAAGCAAACUUCGGCAGCAUAAUAAACGCCAUGUCACUGACCCAAUUGCCGGUGAUACCUCAGGCCCCUGGCCAGCCGGCCUUCUAUCCGCCAGAUAAGAUCCCCAAGGGAGCUAUUAUCGCACUAAUGCCCGUGGUGAUCCUGCCGCAGGAGUACUAUUCCAAUUGUGAUGAGAAUUCGAUAAACCAACACUCGAACAUCGAUCCCUUCCCACUGGGCGUUCAACCAGGUACAUCCUUUAGCCUUCAUUCGGUGCUGACGGGUUCGGCGCCCAAGGAUCAAUGCAUGUGCCCAUGCUCAUGCACCCAGAAUCUGCCGGGAAGAUUACACAAGAAACGUGAAGCCAGCGAUGCUGAGGCUCCAGUGGAGGUUAAGCCCGAAGCUGCUGCUGCCUCCGAGGUGGUGAAAACCCUGGUCGAUCCCAUUCCAGCCGCCUCGGAAGAGGUCAAGGUUAAGGUCGAACCUGUGGCCGCAGCCCCCGAGGUGGAACCCAAGCCCGCAGCCUCCGAAGAGGUCAAAGUACAGGCCGAACCCUUUCCAGCAGCCUCCGAAGAGGCCAAGGUAAAGGUGGAAGCCGUUCCAGCAGCCUCUGAAGAGAUCAAAUCAAAGGUUGAACCCGUUCCAGCAGCCUCCGAAGAGGUGAAAGUAAAGGUUGAACCCCAAGCAGAGAAAAUCCUGGCUGACCCAAAACCAGAAAUCAAGGCGACUAGCGAAACGAACUAAGACAAGGACAUGAGAGAAGACAACCCCAAAAUUCCCCAACCCAGAUCCCCGCUUAAUCCCAUCCUAACCUCAAUCCUUCCUCUCCCAAGAACCAGAGAAAAAAAAACCUAACCUAGUCUAAGUGUUUUUAGUGUCUGCCAGGCAGGGCCAAUCAGCAUUUAAGAAGGGUAAAUCGAAUGGAGAGCCCAGCUAAUGUGUUCGCUUUCUUGUGUUAUCUAUAUGUAAUUCGAAUUCGAUAAUAUUGUUUUCCCACACUUUUGAUAAAUGCACUCCAGACCGCCUGUCCACGACGAGUUUCGGAGCUCUCUGAUGUAACAUCUCCUUAAAACACUAUUUGUAAUCUAAAAUACUUCCUCUAAGAGAGAGCACUGAGAAUUGGCAAGAGAUGAAAAGAAAAGCGAAAAUUGUUUUGUGACAUGUUGUUUAUUAUGCAUUUGUGUAUGCUUUUUAUUUUUUUAUGAUUUUGUUCAGUUUUAUUUCUUUAUGAUUUUAUAUCAACUUUAGUUCUUAGUUUAUUUAAUGUCUACUCUAAUAAUGAUUGAGACGGAAUAAUGAAUUGUUAUGUCAAAAGAGAAAUAUUGAAAUUAAAUAAAAAUUAAGAAAAAAUG
Molecule: messenger RNA, 4355 nt
Organism: Drosophila suzukii
Lineage: Eukaryota; Metazoa; Arthropoda; Insecta; Diptera; Drosophilidae
Gene: frm
Product: farmer
Source: RefSeq, a predicted model, not a curated record